Molecule: messenger RNA, 1888 nt
Organism: Purpureocillium takamizusanense
Lineage: Eukaryota; Fungi; Ascomycota; Sordariomycetes; Hypocreales; Ophiocordycipitaceae
Gene: CKB1
Product: casein kinase 2 regulatory subunit
Exons: 2
Coding region: 391-1416 (341 amino acids)
Cellular component (GO): protein kinase CK2 complex; cytoplasm
Molecular function (GO): protein kinase regulator activity
Source: RefSeq, a predicted model, not a curated record
UGUCCCUCCACCCACCGCCCACCACGACCUGCCAUCAACUCCCACGCCGGCAUCCCAAAAGGCACUUGCACCCGACCCGAGCGACGACCGGCCAAUUUAUUUGAAAACGACAGUUAUAUCGCUUAUCGCGCCAGCAACGAGAUUGUCUCCUGGGGUGCCAGCGUGUUCAAAAGCGGGUCUGCCCUACCUCAGCUGUCCCGCGAAAACCCCUCCGCGUGCACAGCGCCAACCCCACGCGAAGCACUUGGCAGUGAUCUACGCGCGUUCGAACGCCUGGCCAUCAUACCCGAUCCUCGGUAGCCACUCCAGGGCCAUCGAUUUCAGGACGGCGCAGCUGCGUCUCUCCUUUGCAGAGCACAGCCGCGGGUCUGACGACCCAUCUUCGCCGUCAUGUCGACAUCCUCAGGCGUGCCCGAGUCCUGGAUCUCGAGCUUCUGCGCCUUGUUGGGCCAUGAAUACUUCGCAGAGGUCUCGGAAGAGUUUAUCGAGGAUGAUUUCAACUUGACUGGCCUGCAGACACAGGUGACGAUGUACAAGGAAGCGCUCGAGAUGAUACUCGACGUCGAGCCUGAGGAUGAUGACGAAGACGAAGACGAGGAAGAGGAAGAGGAAGAGAACGAGUCUGGCCUUGGCGACGGGCAAGAACGCAUGGGCGGACGAGAGCGAAGGCAUCAUAGUAGGAUGGCCAGCGACCUGUCCGUCAUCGAGUCGUCUGCGGAGAUGCUCUACGGCCUCAUCCACCAGCGCUUCAUAUGCUCACGUGCCGGCAUCCAACAGAUGAGCGAAAAGUACGAGCUGGGCCAUUUCGGCGCCUGUCCCAGGUACAACUGCGAGCAGGCAAGAACGCUUCCAGUUGGUCUCUCCGACAUCCCCGGCGAGGACACAGUCAAGCUUUUCUGUCCCUCCUGUCUCGACGUCUACGUCCCGCCCAACAGUCGGUUUCAGACUGUUGAUGGUGCCUUCUUCGGCCGCACCUUUGGCGCCCUCUUCCUCCUGACAUUUCCCGAAUACGAUCUCACGAAGCGCGGUUCCGACGUGCUCUCCAGCGCAACCUCUCGAGUACCAGAGGAUGAGCCCCUCUUGAACGGCAUGUACGCCAAGAAUAUCGCACCCAGUCUCGGCCCUGGUCAUAUCUACGAGCCGCGGAUCUAUGGCUUCAGGGUCUCUGAGCGGGCACGCUCCGGCCCCCGUAUGCAAUGGCUGCGCGACCGUCCGCAAGAUAUACACGAACUGGACGAGGAGCAGCUAUAUCAGCAACACGUCAAUGAAUCCGAAGACGACGACGACGGCAUGAAUGUAAACGGUCGCGCCAUGGCCCGCCGUCGGCCUCCUGGCAACCCGCGCCGCCGCCAACGGCAAAACCAGAAUGGCAGUCCGAUGCAGAUGUCCACCAACGGUGCCGAGUCCGAGCUCUAAUGCGGCAGAGGGAUCUCUUGAAUUCGUGAUUCAAGGCAUAUAGCGCAGGAAUUUACACAUUUGUGAGCCUACCAGCUGCGAGCCUGUCACGCAGAGUGGCUCUCAGCGGUAGAUGAGACCUUUCAAGCCACAUCUGUCUUCCGAGGCUAGCUAUCAGCGUGGGACGUCAUGGUCUGCAAGGCUUCGGCGGCGCUCGAAAUGCUUACGAGCCACGGCCUUCGCGAUCAACCACGCCAAAGAGACAAUGAGCCUGCUGGGCCCCGCAGUUGUUGACCCGCGCGUGUGGUCAAGUGGUGGGUGAGUGUGGUGCAUCAUGGGGAGCGAGUCAGGCCCAAGCGAAGCCUGAUAUACGGUGGGAUAGAUAUUCGGCAAUUGAAUAAUGCGUACGAUGGACAACAUGGUACAGCGAGAUGGGGGUGAUUUGGCCAAAGCGCGUUGUAGAAGAUCCAAAUAUAAUGGCACAUCUCCGCUG